AUGGCACGAGAGGCGUCGAUUGAAGGAAAUAAUGGCCGCGUUUGGAUUGAGGAGAGAUCUCGUUUUGGUCGGGUGGUUCCUUCAGAUCCCGCACUUUGUUCCCAUAACUGUCUUUUCAUGCUUGUCUUCAUUCCAAAUGUUCUCCGCGCCCGUUUCACCACCACAGUUUCUUGUAGUUUUCAGCCUUAAAAACCCAUGCUCUCAUUUUUUCUUCUUUUCCGCUCGAAAAGUUUUUUUUUCAAUUGUAUAGGAAUGAGUGAAUAAAAAAGCAAAUGGCUCAUUUCUUAUUUACUAUCCUAAUACACUUUGCACUCAAAACUUGUAGAAAUAGAGCUAGUCUUCAUUAUUUUUCAAGUCCAAAAAUGAACAACGUCAAAACUUGUGACGCAUUCCAAAGGAUGAUAAUUUAACUCGCAAAAUAAAAAAAACGAAAAAAAAUUUAUAGUCAUCAUAAGUGUAAAUUAAACUCUCAAAGUUUGCGAAUAAAUUUGGUGUCUGCCCUCAAAUAUAUUAUUUUUUUUUGUUGAAAAUAAGUACCAAGUAACGCAGAAGCGCAUUCUCAAAACUUAUUGUUGGAAUAUUUCAUAAAUUACUUUUAUUUGCGAUUAGUACUGGAGAAAUGCCACAGAAAAUCUUCACUCGAAGUGGUCGCUCUCAUUCUGAGGCUUCCACCUAGAGCACGGUCUCCGGGCUCCAGCUCAACAUCCACUACAUUCCGAGCUCGUCAAGGCGCAACUGGAUGGACUACGCGCAGAAGGACGAGGCGAAGGACCGUAAGACCAUGCUUUCAACUCUUUCGACUACACGUUUGGACUUCUAGUUCGCCAAAGGCGGUUGUUCGUUAUAGCUUUGAAAGUUCUUGUUCACCGCCUAGUCGAUUACAUCAGACUAAAACAACAAAAUAAAUGAUUGAUUGAUUGAUUGAAAGAGGAAACCUUAAUUUUUCAGUAAAUAAAAUGUCUUCAGCGGCUCGCCACGCAUAACUUUUUUUCCAUCCAACAUUUUUUUUUUGGAGAACUAACAAUUUUUGAAAACAAGAGCAACAUAGCAAACUUUUACAUAGAAGACAGUACAAAGAAACUAAUUUUCGCACAGAAGCUUGUUUCUUAAAAAAACUUCCCCAUGUGAAAUCUUCGACAUGACAUAAAUUUUUUUGAAUUCCUCAUUUUUUUCGUAUAUUCGCAAUUAUUCUGAGUUAGGACAAUACAUGUUCGGCGUGACAAAGUCUUUUUGCGACAUUUCUAUUGGCGGCGAAUUCGUAACCCCGCCGACGUCAGCUGCACCGAAGAAAGCCUUGUCCGCGGACCAGUUUCCUUCUUUCGCUUCUUUCCAGGCGCCACGACGCCGUUUGCGCGUCAUCUUCAUUUUUGCCAUUCCACAGCCUCCAAAAAGUUCAGGAACUUCUUUUUCUGACAUUUUAGGAUAGCUUUUCUGAGUCUUAAAAAGAAAUAUUUAAGAAGAACAUCCACUCUGCAAUUUAUUAUUAUGUGAACUUCUAAAUUACUCAAUAUUAUACUAUCUCACUAGUAAGUCAGUAAGCUUUUCCCUGACACUUGCAUGUUUUCGUUUUAGGAUUUUUUCUUUGAAAGCUUUUUUUUUCAUUACAGAUUUCUACUGUAAAAUUGAGAAAAAUAGGACAAUUUAGCUAUUUUUUCGUGCAGCUUUACUUUGACAGAUCGAGUUGAGUUAGAGAAAACUCAGGUUUCGUCGAUAACAAUAAUGAGAUGAACGGAACCGUCGACGUGCUCGCCCGAAUUUUCUCUAACACGUCUUUGGGCCACCGGCUUCUUCAUAGGUAACUCAACAAAAAAAAUAGUUAACUCAAGUUUUUCAGGUUAACUUUAGACAACUUUCGACACGCCUUCUACCUGAUUUCUCCAUAUGAGACGGCAGUCGAAUCAGUGGAAGACGUUCCAAACUAUAACACCGAGGUUCGUGGUUUUAUUUCUUUUGGUUCUUUUUUUUUUGUUUUUUCAAAUGUUGCUUGAAGGUGUCAGCAUGGUGGCUUGUGUUCUUGGCCACAGAGUUCCUGAUCCUCUUUCUCUUCGGCCAUUCGGACCGUUUUUCCCUAAACGAUUCCAUCACUUCGAUAUGUGCCGGCAUGCUCAGCCAGUGCUUCAAGUACCAUCAACGUUCUGUUUUUUUAUUCAAAAAAGUGUUUGAGAUUCGCAGGGAGAACAGUCGCAAUAUUUCUUUAUAUAUUCGUUUGGAACAACUUUCGCCUCCUAAAACUUCCGUGGGAUUCGCCCUGGACAUGGAUUCUGUGUUUGUUCUUCCAAGACUUUAUGUACUACCUCGGCCACAGAGCAGUUCAUGGUAAGGUUCGACAACGGUCUUUAGUAUGGAAAAGAAGCAGAAGCGGGUUUCUUCUGGGGCCUGCACACGAUCCACCACAGCAGUGAGUACUACAAUUUCUCGACGGCGCUGCGUCAAGCCGCGAUCCAAGACGCUGGACUCGCCAUUUACGACGUCUUCCAAGCCUUUUUCAUCCCGCCACCCAUUUUCCUCGUCCAUCGCUACUUCAGCGAGAUAUUCCAGUUCAUUAUGCACACCAGUGUGAGUCCAAUCCGAGAUCGAUCUCCUACUGAAAGCAGAGGUUCAGUUACUGGGCGACCUAGGACCUCUGGGACUUGUUUUCAACACGCCUUCGCAUCACCGCGUGCAUCACGGCCGAAAUCCUUAUUGCAUCGACAAAAACUUUGGUGGCGUUUUCAUUAUUUGGGAUAAAGUGAGCUCUCUGCAACAGAAAAAAAACACAUGAACUUUUUCUUGCAGAUGUUUGGCACGUUCGAAGCAGAACGGAUCGAUGACCCGCCUGUCUAUGGCCUCGUUCACAAUGAGAACACCUUCAACCAGCUUUAUCUGCAGGUCUCAUUCUGUUUUUUUUUUUGAAUCAUAGACAGUUUGGCUUUCAUCAAAAAACGUUUAUGCUUUUGUCUCAAAAAUAUUGACGAUUGGUUAUUUUUUUAAAUGAUUUGAAAUAUUAAAAAAAUGAAAAUGGAAGAAUGUUGCAUGUUGCAUGUCAGGGACAUAACAUGUGAAAAAGAACUUUUUGUGGCUGAACCCCAACCAAUAUUAAUCAGUUUUUCUUGAAUAAUAAAUAAUAUAAUUUUACAGUUUCAUGCCUUGUGGGAUCUUCUUAUAUUAAAAGGCCUUACUAAGGACAAGAAAGGCGACCCCGUCUUUCCUGGCAUCGCGAACAAGGUUGGUUGUAGCAUGCUAGCAAUAAUCGAAAAUUUGAAGAAAGUUUUCGCAAAUCCAAGGUUGUUUUUGGUGCGGAAAGUGAUGAAGAAGCCCGAAACUUGAUUGUUUUCCAGAUAAAAGCGGCUGUUUUUCCACCAGGAUGGGAACCUGGCGUCAAGGUCGUUCCUUUCUUUCACUGGAUGUCGAUGGCAAAUCCCGCUCACGGCGUUCCUGAGGUCAUUCCAACUUUUUAUUUGCAAAUCAUGUAUAUAUAUAUAUAUAUAUGGAUAAGCGGAAAAAAAAAUGUAAUUUCAAGAAACCUACAAAAAAAAACCCCAUUCCAUUUUUUAACAUUUAACAUUAAUAAUUAAAAUGAGGUUCUUAUAGCCGGAAAAACCUGUUGUGAAAUACAAUCCUCCACUACGCCCUAUCGUGAAAGUCUAUGUCCUGGGCUACUUCGUGCUGUUCCUAGCCAUCUUCUUCCACUUCGAGUUCGAUCGCAACAAACUUUCCAUCCUGGAAUGUACAGUCAAAGUCGCCUUUUUUGUAUUUUCGAUGCAGUGUUUCGCGGCUUUUUUCGACAAGAAGUGAGUUCAAACCGUCCAUCUGAAUAUCUGAAGGAGAUUCAGAUGGUUCGCAAGGCAGCUCGAAAUUCUGCGUUGUCUGUCGGUUCUGGGAUAUUACGGAGUCCUGAUGCUCGAUCACAUCGGUCCUGGCGCUCAUCGACUUUUCGUUGUCGCUGUUCACCUUUUCGCCAUAUUUCUCUGGACCGGCGACCUAGUCAUCGAGGUUUGCUACUCUCUUGUGGGUAGCAUAGAAUAUAAAAAAACAAUAACGGAUAUAGUCUGUGUGCCAAGACUUGGAAUUUCACCGAAGGACAUUCCGCUGUUCCGCUGCGUCGCGAAGCCUCGCUUUGAAUUGGUUCUUAUUUCUGAUAGAUGGACGGUUCUACCAGGAACACGAGUUGGGCGAUUUCUUAAAUAAAAUAAAAAGUUAAAGGCGCGGCCGAGCACGCAGCGGAACAGCGGAAUGUCGUUCGGUGAAAUUUCAAGUCGUGGUACACAGACUGUAGAUAUCGUCUAGUUCUUUUUGCUCUGAAGAUUUUAUUCUUUCAGAGAGUUAUCGCUGAUUUUUUUUUUGAUAUUAUGAGGAAGGAUGGAACACAGCUUUUUUUUUCUUUUAAUUUUUACUCACUCUUUUUGGUACACUGUUUCAGUGAAGAAGUUUACGCAAAAAAACUUACUUGAAAAUUAUUUUUGAUAAUUUCACAGUUAUUACGAAUAACGAAUUCUGUUGAGCUUUUUCCGAGAAGCGGUGAAAAACAUUUUCAGAUGUUCUUCACCAAAGUGAAUCAACGGGUCAGCGACACGAAAAAUCAAAAAAAGAAAAUCGCCAUAUCAGUGAGGAAAAACCAAGUGGCCAACAAUGACGAAACAUCUUGCAGAUGAUCUCAACCGGGAAAAUCUGA
Molecule: messenger RNA, 4651 nt
Organism: Caenorhabditis auriculariae
Lineage: Eukaryota; Metazoa; Nematoda; Chromadorea; Rhabditida; Rhabditidae
Source: the annotation of a GenBank genome assembly